Salarias fasciatus (jewelled blenny) is the source of this 1423-nucleotide messenger RNA. It is a transcript of the gene vbp1, whose product is annotated as von Hippel-Lindau binding protein 1. The transcript is spliced from 6 exons. Gene Ontology annotation, cellular component: cytoplasm; prefoldin complex. Bases 7 to 621 code for a protein of 204 amino acids. Gene Ontology annotation, biological process: tubulin complex assembly; protein folding; microtubule-based process. Lineage: Eukaryota; Metazoa; Chordata; Actinopteri; Blenniiformes; Blenniidae. The record is from RefSeq and is a predicted model, not a curated record. Gene Ontology annotation, molecular function: tubulin binding.
AACGUCAUGAAGGAAGGUGCAGCCUCUCUGAAGAUGGCGGCGACCAUAGACAACAGCAAUGCUGUGCAGGCGAACAAGAAGAAGCACCUCGGCAUCCCCGCGGCGGUGUUUGUGGAGGAUGUCGACUCUUUCAUGAAGCAGCCUGGCAACGAGACGGCAGACUCGGCACUAAGGAAGCUGGACGAACAGUACCAGAAAUAUAAAUACAUGGAGCUCAACUUAUCCCAAAAGAAACUCCGGUUGAAAAACCAGAUCCCACAAAUCACACAAACGUUAGAAAUCUUACGACACAUGCAGAAGAAAAAGGAAACAACAGAACCCAUGGAAACACACUUCUUAUUGGCCGACAACGUUUACUGCAAGGCCUCAGUGCCACCCACCAACAAAGUCUGCCUAUGGUUAGGGGCCAACGUCAUGUUAGAGUACGACAUCGACGAAGCCCAGGCGCUCCUCGAGAAGAACCUGUCCACGGCGUCUCGCAACCUGGAGACGCUGGAGGAGGACCUGGAUUUCCUGCGAGACCAGUUCACCACCACCGAAGUCAACAUGGCGCGAGUCUACAACUGGGACGUGAAGAGAAGGAGCAAAGAAAACCUCCUGAAGUCUGCGGAGAAGUCUUAAUACCGACGGCACGGUGUCCACGCCCCCCUUUCUGCUAACGACCCCCCCCCCACCCCCUUAGUCAGUUCUAAAUGAAAUAAACGACCCCUCCGAUCAUGUGUAUGUUGUCCCCGCAGCUCGGCGCGUAGAGGGCGUGUUGGAUGUGUUUUUUUGCAGUGGCUGUGCUCCGUUUGAGGAUGGGGAAAUCAAACGCGCCCCGCACCUCUGUUUGACUUUCAGCGUUCUCUCUAUGGAGCUGAGCUCGCUCUCCCACCACGAUUGUUUUCUGUUGUUACUUUUUUAAGUAUUUUUUCAAGUAAAAACAAAACAAGGCAACGACAGUUUUUUGUAUUCUUUUUAAUGGUAUGACUAUGUCUGUUGAUUUUAGGGUUUUUCUUUCGGAGGGGCUUUUCCCGCAUCGUCUUUUUCCGACUCACUCCUUCCUCACUCGACGUCACGCUCCUGCCUUUUCCUCUGUUCACCUUGCGGCACUUUGGGUUGGCUUAUUGUAAAACACACUCGCUGUUGUACUGAGUAAGUAGGACGAUGAUAACGUCGGAAGAGAAAAACAGCGAAUCAAAACUAGUCAGGCCUCAGAUUUUGUUCAUUUCAGGGAGGAGCUGUCCUCCAAACGUGCGUCUCCUCUUCCUCCGUCCCUCCGCUGUGCACUCCAGUCAUGUCCUCUGCCUCCUUUUCUUCUUCCUCCUCCUCCUCCUCUUCGCUGCUGUCCCGUCUGUAUUUAUUUGUCUCUCACUGUACUCAUUAAACAAUGAAUGAAGUAAAAGACGAACAUUUGGGCAAAGAGAGAACAGCCUGACCUGGA